CCGGAAGUGCUAAAAAUCCAGGGUGAAUACUGUAGUCCCAGUACAUUGUCUGAGUCUGAACUGCGGUGAGGCGUUUGGGAGAGUGGAAGAGAGAGAAACAUCGAUGUGAGAGAGAAACAUAGGCUGCUUGCCAUAUGCACCCUGCCCAGGGAUUGAACCUGCCUAGAUAUGUGCCCUCAUGGAAUGAAACCUGCAACUUUUUGGUGCACAGGACAAUAAUCCAACCAAAUCUGCCAGGAUUUUCACCCAUGAGUACAGGAGCUAGCAUCAGCUCCCUCUUACUCCGUCGACAUCUUCCCAGCAUCUCUGUAUCUUUCAUUCUGAGAAAUGCUGGAUAACCGAUGGAUUAGUGCGCUGCUUCUAUAUAGAUCUGCCAGGAUUUUCACCCACCAGUACGGGAGCUAGAAUCUAUUCCGUCCUACUCCGUCACCAUCUUCCCAGCUUCCUAUAUGUAUUCUAGGAGAACUAAAACUUUUUCACCUAUAACUUAGAAGCCAAAUAACAAAAUGAAGCCAGUAAAACAUCUGUUGUCCUCUAGUAAUAAACUGGCAAAUGUUCCAGAAUUAAGUUACAGAAAAGGAGUACUUAAUUCAUCAUUGUCACCUAAACCAAAGGAAAAACAAAGUUCAAAAUUAGUACGUGAUAAACUUGAACCAAUGGUUUUAAGAUCUCCACCAAUGGGAGAAUCCAUUGUGAGGUAUGCUUUGCCCAUUCCAUCAAGUCAGACAAAGGAGUUAAUAGCAGAAAAUGAAUUGCUCAGGAAAAUUACCAAGCACCUGAAGAUGGUUGUUUCUACUUUGGAAGAAACUUAUGGAAUUGGCAAUGAAAAUGUAGAAAAACCAGUUGUGAAGGCUAAACAUGAAGAAUUCUCUUUAUCUGUUGGGGAUGAUCUGAAUUCAUUCAUGGCAUGUUCACAGUUUGCAGCUCAGUUAGAAGAAGCAGUUAAAGAGGAACAUCAUGUAAGUAAAGAUCAAAGUCUUUCAGAUGCAGAGUUGCCAACCCCUGAUAAAGCAGCCACUUUGAGUGUCACACAAGCCGUGAAGUGUGUGCAAAAUCUUGAAGAGCUGAAAAGUCACCUUAAAGAUGGAUCCGAAAGCUCUGCUAAAGUCAUGUUAUAUAAGCCCGAGAAUAGUGAAAAUCUACCAAAAGCAGUACAAGAUGAUGAAAAUGUACUGCAGAAAAUUGAAGAAUUCAUAAAAACCCACUCAGCUGUAGGACUUACAGAUAUUUCUGAAACUGAGCCACAACUUACUUAUUCAGUAACUAAUCGAUUGAAUGCCAUGUUGAAAAUAUUUGAAAAACAGUCAAAUAUGUUGGACAGAGCUAAGAAUGAUCAAAUUCUGUUAGAAACUAAAUACAAAAGGAUGGAAAAUGAUUUCCAGAUUUUAUCAGAGGAGAAAUCAGUGUUGGAAAAUGAACUUCAAACCUUAAGAAAUAAAGAGAAAAUAGCUUGUGCUCUGGAAACUGAGAACAAAGUCCUUCAUGAACAACUGAAACAAGCUUUACAGGAAACCGAAAAAACUAAGCAUCAACUAAAGUAUUUCCUAAACCAAAGGGAGUUACUUAAAAGUGAUGGGAAGACUGAGAUCAUCCAGGAGACCAUCCAGGAGACCAUCAUGGAAAGAAGAAUAAGUAAAACAGAAGUAAGUGAGGACUCAGAAUCUAUACCAUUGGAGAAAGAAGCAAGAAAAGCACAAGUUGCAGAUCCAAGUGGACAAAAGGAAAAUGCUAAAAUUCAAGAACAUUCAGAGAUCUCAAUUGUCCACAGUGGAAGCCCAGUUGGAAACAGAUCCGAAUGGAACUUCUGAAAUACAUCGGAAAAGCCUUCUGAACCUUCAGAGUGUGGAUAGGAAUGAAGCAAGGAGAUCCCACCUGAGGAGACGCAUGGUGCUGCUUACAAUAAAGUACAUUUCUCGGCACUUUACAAAAUUAGUAAUUUAUUUUGGCUUAGGAAAUAAGUUAGUGGCAAAUAUUUAAUCAAACACAAUUGAUAUUAGUAAUUUGGUGUUACACAUCAUAUGCAUCAUUAGCUUUUCUUAAGUGAUUAACAACAUUGAA
This is a messenger RNA of Artibeus jamaicensis (Jamaican fruit-eating bat), 2058 nucleotides long. RefSeq names its product coiled-coil domain containing 7 (gene CCDC7). The transcript is spliced from 17 exons. NCBI's taxonomy places the organism in Eukaryota, Metazoa, Chordata, Mammalia, Chiroptera, Phyllostomidae. Bases 507 to 1808 code for a protein of 433 amino acids. The record is from RefSeq and is a predicted model, not a curated record.